Molecule: messenger RNA, 315 nt
Organism: Anthostomella pinea
Lineage: Eukaryota; Fungi; Ascomycota; Sordariomycetes; Xylariales; Xylariaceae
Source: the annotation of a GenBank genome assembly
AUGGCCACCUCCCUCCGAUCCAUCAAGUCCCUCGUCCCGCUGCUGGACCGCGUGCUGGUCCAGCGCAUCAAGGCCGAGGCCAAGACGGCCGGCGGCAUCUUCCUGCCCGAGUCGAGUGUCAAGGAGCUCAACGAGGCCAAGGUCCUGGCCGUCGGGCCGGGUGCCUUGAGCAAGGAGGGCUCGCGCCAGCCGAUGGGCGUCCAGGCCGGCGACCGCGUGCUGAUUCCUCAGUACGGCGGCUCCCCUGUCAAGGUCGGCGAGGACGAGUACCACCUGUUCCGGGACAGCGAGAUCCUGGCCAAGAUCCACGAAUAA